Messenger RNA from Rotaria socialis, 333 nucleotides. The record is from the annotation of a GenBank genome assembly. Lineage: Eukaryota; Metazoa; Rotifera; Eurotatoria; Philodinida; Philodinidae.
AUGGGAAUGUUUAAUAUAAAUUAUUAUCAAGAUUUUAAUAUAUAUUUUCAUUCAUAUUUACCAUUUAAAUCAAAAUUAUAUCUUGCUACACCUUAUUUUAAUGUGAUAAAAGAAUAUGAACAAGAAUUAAUUGAUUAUAAACGAAAUGAUACAACAAUUAGUUUCUUAACAGCAUCGCCACAAGCUAAUCAAUUUUAUGGGAGUCGUUCUGUAUCCGCAGAUAAUGAAGAAUUACGUACAAAAUUUCAUCAGGAACGUAUUCGACCUUUUCAAUAUGGUACAUCUGUUAUAUCUAAUACAUUCAAACAAUUAUCACGUGUUGUACCGUUCUGA